AUGCCUAUCGUUCAUUGGCACAAAUUGACGAAAGAGUCUCGGUCUGACUCUGAUCAUGCAUCCUCAGACGGUGAGGUGGUCGAGACAGCCGGUAAUGAGGGAGGCUCACCUUCGAGAAGGGAACAUCCAAGGCAGGAUCCGGAGAAUACUUGUGAACAAACAAUGGUCAUGAGUGUUCCGAUGAAGCGGAAGUCUUAUCCGGCAGCCAGUAUUGGAGAAUGUGGAUAUGAUGCCGAAGACGAGAGUGUUCCGGUCGCGAGUUGCUCCAAGUCUAGUAGAGGUAAACGGUUAUCACCCUCCAAACGGCAACAAGCACUGGAGAAUAAUGAGUGGAUACUCACCGUGGAGAAACACCGUGUGCAUUGUUGGGCCUGUAAAGAAUGGGUCAAACUUAAUGUAAAGAGGGAAUAUGACAGGAAUAAUUGGAAUGCUCACAAACUGAAGUGA
Heterobasidion irregulare TC 32-1 is the source of this 447-nucleotide messenger RNA. RefSeq lists its product as uncharacterized. The record is from RefSeq and is a predicted model, not a curated record. The coding region runs from base 1 to 447 and encodes 148 amino acids. Lineage: Eukaryota; Fungi; Basidiomycota; Agaricomycetes; Russulales; Bondarzewiaceae. The transcript has 3 exons.